AAGAAAACGUGUACUUCCUCCAUUCUCACUUCCGAGGGGUUUUUGUAGCUGCUCAUCUCCGUCUAACUUCCGUCAUAAAACAAUUCUCUCCGUCUCUCUAAAAUCAUCUGUUCAUCUUCUGAGUCUUCCUUUAAUUCUGAUGUCGGUAUCAGAAAAGAGAUCUUCAAAUCCAAUUUCGUCAAAUCCCCAAUUCCAAUUGAGUUCUCGAAAUCCACAAUCUACUUCUUCAUCUUCUUCUGGUUUUAUUAAUGGUGGUUCCUCUUUAAACCACCGUCAAUACCCUUUCUCUCCUUCAUCUACUGCUUCUACUACUGUUACUCCUAAACCCUCUUCCGCUUUUUCUCUCUCUUCUUUGUCUUCUUCUCUUGUUGGAUGUAAUCGUACAGCUGUUGCUGCUGCUGGAGGUGGUGGUGGCGGCAAGUUAGAAACAUUCUACAGAGACGCUACUGGAAAAGCGAUAGUUGAGAAAGAUGGCCCGUGCUCAGGCUGGAGAAUGGGUCACUAACAAAGAACAAUUAGAGGCUAUUAGUAGCCAGGGUACAUCUAUGUCAGGCGUAGGUUGCAAGCGUUACCAGACUGGUGAACGGGUAAAUGGCCAGGGAUAUACAGACGCAGCUAACAGUCCUCUUCCUUCAGCCUCAGCCGGUACCAAGCGUUAUGGCAGAGCGAAUACGAAAAAUACAAGUUCCGGUCCUCAAACGUCUCAAUCAACUGAUGACUUUGCAGCUAAUUUACUAACACCAACUGGUAGCUGUCGAUACGAUAGUUCUUUAGGUUUGCUAACAAAGAAAUUCAUAAGCUUGAUCCUGGAGGCUAAGGAUGGCAUUCUUGAUCUGAACAAAACUGCAGAUAUUCUAAAGGUACAAAAGAGGAGAAUAUAUGAUAUUACUAAUGUUCUUGAAGGAAUAGGAUUAGUAGAGAAAACAUCAAAGAACAAUAUAAGAUGGAAGGGGCUUGGGAUGCAAAUGCCAAUGGAUCUGGAUGACGAAGUUACUAAACUAAAGGCUGACAUAGAAAGUGAAUAUGAUGAAGAACGCAGGCUUGACACAAAGAUAAGAGCAAAACAAGAGAGGCUGAGGAGCUUGGGUGCUGAUGAGAACUGUCAAAGGUUUCUCUUCUUAACCGAAGAAGAUAUCAUGAGCAUCCCAAACUAUCAGAAUAACACACUUAUCGCAAUAAAAGCUCCUCAAGCAAGCUCUCUUGAAGUCCCAGAUCCUGACGAGGUGGUCGAUUAUCCACAGAAGCACUUCCGGAUGAUAGUUAGAAGCACAACAGGACCCAUCGAUGUGUACUUAGUGAGCAACUGCAGUGGGCGAGUAUAACCAAAUUUAAAGUAAAAAACCCAGAUACAGUGGAACGGAGUAUCGACUAAAUCCAGACCAUCGAUUAAAUCCCAGAGUAUAUUUGGUCCGGGACCAAGACCAAACCCAAAUAUAAUCGAGCGUUGAUAUAAUCUCCGUUUCUCAACGGGCGUUGAUAUAAUCUCCGUUUCUCAACGGGCGCUUGUAUAGAGUUCGUCCCACGACUAGGCGGCCAUAUAAACUACGCCCCAACGAAACGUUGAUAAACUGUACUCCCGAUGGAGCGUUUGCUGAGUUGUUCGCCUGGAAUCAGGCGUUGAUAUACCAACCGCCCCAUUCAAACGGAGGUAAAGUUUACGCUCAACAACAUGCGUUGAUAUAGUAUACGCCCCGCAACAGACGGAGAUAAAGUGUAGGCCUGGCGUCAAGCGGAGAUAUAGUAAACGCCCAAAUCAGGCGCUGGUUAAAGCUUCCGCUCGUUAAUCAAAACAUUUUAGCAUGACCAUUGCAUCAAAAAUGGCAUGCAAAUAUUAGGAAAGCCAACUAACAACCCUCACACACAAAAUGUACCUUACACAUAAAUCACCAACAACUACUACCACACACACAAGAAAAGUAAGUUGCCUGGAAGUUGUCACUGAAAAUCUCAAAUCCAUAUAAUUUGCCUCAUAAUUCGAUCAAGUCCAAGUCCUUUUGUAUUGACUUUAGCCAUAACAGUAAAUCAAUGAGCUCUAAGUCAAUUAACCCAAGUCCAACCAUCAUUUAGGCGUUGAUUAUACAUCCUCCCGGCUUCGGGCGGAUUCUUUACGUGCGUUCCAUGGGGCGUUGAUUUUACAUCCGCCUUCCUUCUUGCGGUGACUUUAUGCACGCCCCAUGGUGCGUUGAUAUAUACCAACGCCCGUUCGUCGAGCGUAAACUUUAAUUACGUCCCACAUUGGACGUAAACUUUACCAACGCCCCACACCGGUAUCUUUAUCAACACCUGAAUGGGGUGCACUUUAUACCACCGCUCCAUAACGAAACGUUGAUUAUAACCCCGCCCGAUUAAAUAUAGUCGUCGCCCACUACGUCACACCACGGACUAAACUAAAGUUUAGUCGCCAAUUUUACUCUUUAGUCUUUGAUUUUAGUCGCACCACUGUGGAUGCUCUGAGGAAAAUUAUUUUCAGAUAGUGUUCUUGCCAGUUUAUUACAUUCUUCCAACUUGUUUCAGCAAAUACCAAGGGGGACCAGAGGAUAUUAUUGUUAAGCGAGGUGGGCAAAUACAAUAUGGUGACAAGUGACUUUAGAAGGGAAGGCACAUGCUCGAGACAAGUACAAGAUACUGGUUGGUUAUCCAAUGCACAACAGGAUCGAGAAAAUCAAAAUGUUUCCUGCGACUCACUAGGCUCCGUGAACUCUGCCACUGGCAUUCAGAAAAUUGUUCCAUCAGAUGCUAAUAUUGACGAUGAUUAUUGGUUCUGGUCAGAUCUUGAAGUGAGCAUUACAGAUUUGUGGGCAACCGAGGAUUGGGCUGAAGUAGAUGAAUUACUUAAAGACGAUGACGAGUUACCAGAGAGUACUAGUAAUGCAACAUCAGCCCAACAUGUUCCUCAAGUACCAAUACCAUCAUCAGGUGUUGUGGUGAAUGGACUUUGUAUGCAGAAGACUCAAGAAAGGAAAGCUAAGUUUGUAAAGCUACUGGUGGGUCUAAAUUUUCUUGUAUUAUUAACAUUGAUCCAUCUAAUGAGAAGAAGUUGGAGAAGCAUUUAGGGUUCUGUUUCUCCAUACUAAGGAAUCAUGGAUACACAGUUGUUACCGGCAUGGGCUUAUGCUGUCAACCAAGUUAGAUCUCCAUCGAGUUUGUUCAACUGAUGAGUGAUCAGAUUUUCCAGUUAAGAGACAUACAGAAUGGUGUUUCUUUAAUAUUGGGGCAGCACCUGACCAUCCCAGAAUUUACAUCCGAUACAUUGAGUAAAUCGGCGAGUUCAUUUUCCCACAUAGCCGGAACUCACAGGCGCUUCAAGGAUUUCAAGGGAUUCUUUGGAGUUAUUAUUAUUAAUUUUUUCAAAUUAUAAUUUCUUCAAAUGCGUAAAUAUAGUACAUUUAAAUUUUGAUUGAUAUGAAA
This is a messenger RNA of Papaver somniferum (opium poppy), 3408 nucleotides long. Its product is annotated as transcription factor E2FA-like. Gene Ontology annotation, molecular function: protein dimerization activity; RNA polymerase II cis-regulatory region sequence-specific DNA binding; DNA-binding transcription factor activity, RNA polymerase II-specific. The record is from RefSeq and is a predicted model, not a curated record. The coding region runs from base 471 to 1322 and encodes 283 amino acids. The transcript is spliced from 13 exons. NCBI's taxonomy places the organism in Eukaryota, Viridiplantae, Streptophyta, Magnoliopsida, Ranunculales, Papaveraceae. Gene Ontology annotation, biological process: regulation of transcription by RNA polymerase II. Gene Ontology annotation, cellular component: RNA polymerase II transcription regulator complex.